Molecule: messenger RNA, 2757 nt
Organism: Spodoptera exigua (beet armyworm)
Lineage: Eukaryota; Metazoa; Arthropoda; Insecta; Lepidoptera; Noctuidae
Source: the annotation of a GenBank genome assembly
AUGCUACAGACCGUACCUAAUUCAACAUCUAUUCUGAAUAUUAAAGUUAUUAAAACAUUAUACAAUACACCGGAACACGACAGAGUAACGAGCGAUAAAUAUUUAAAUCAGUUUAAUAGUUCAGUGUGGUACAAUAUCUGGCACACCGGUAGUGCAACAACUGCUUCAGCUUCAACAACCACACCAACGUCUGUAUCAACACCAUCAACAGUGGUGACAAGGCGGCCGUUCCGUGUCGCCAGCAGACGUCGUAUUGGAGUUCCAACGACCACAACCACUACUACCACCACGACCGCUGCUCCUUCCACUACCACUUCAACCACUGAAACUCCAACCGCUGCUGUUCCCCAAGCGGUCACCAACGCUUAUGAAGAUGAAGAGUCCCUACAAGAUAUUGGCGAUAUUGACGCAAUCGAAGACCCAACUCUCGAACCAAGAGAACCGAAGAAGUCGACCAAAAUCCAAAGACGACCUCUGGUCAACUUGAAAGAAGAAGUGAAGGACCAGAAUCCUUCAGCGACAAACGAAGAAGAGAACAAGAGACAGAGCAAGAAAUACAGCGCAACGAUCAAACAGAACCAGCUCAACGACUUGCUGAAGCAGAAGAGUCAGGAGGAGACGACCACGGAGACAAAAAGUACUGCUGAUGAUUACAGUGCUGAAACCGCUUUAGCUAUAGCAGCUCACCAACUUAUUACUGCACCCAUACCAAGCAUACCAGAUUUCGAGGAAGAAAUCAAACCGACAAGAAAGACACAAACUACCGUAGAAUACAAAUACUCGAGCCGGGAAUACAAUGAAUAUACUGACAUUAGUCAAACACCAACUUACGAUGACUAUCAAAGCACACCAAUUUACAAGAGUACUUUAGGAAAUACCUUUGACCAGACAACGGCUUACAAGAACCCUGUAGACUUCGAAGCAACGAAAGUAUCAAAUGACUUCGAGACUCCAAAGGCUCCAACCACUUCUACAGUAUUUUACAAGACUGACUAUGCUCAAACUACGUCCAAUGAGCCUUACACUUCGGCCUUCGAUGCUCCCAAAAUUUCCACCAAUACAUUCGACGUACCGAAGACAACUUCUUUCCCUAAUACUGUAAACACAGCUAACACUGCAAAUCUUGGCUUUGUAAGAACGAAUGCAAAUGAUUACAGCAUUACAUCUGCAUACGAUUCUAAAGUAACACCUACAAGUUACAGCCCAAGGUCAUCGUCUACCAACUUCCCUAACACAGCGACGAACCAAGACUUUGUCAGAACAACAAUCGGAGAUGUGUACAACACACGAGGUGACUACAACUCUAAAAUUUCCACAUACCUCCCGAAGGCAACCGCCACUAACUUCCCAACUAACACUGAAACAGUGAAUACCUAUUUGGACACUUCGACAGAAUUUGUAUCAAAGACAUCUCCGACGUAUGUACCGAAGUUCCCCUCAACAGAUUACCAGAACACAAUAAGCAAAGAAUACGUGCAGUCUUCACUGAAUACUUUCGUGGCACCUACAGAAUUGAAUGCUCCUAAGAUUUCUUCGUCAUUAGCACCUCCUUCUCCCACAAGAUACUUUGAGAGAACUACGUUCGCAGACACACCUACUGAUAGCUCGCCAAGAGUUUCAACUGCUACGACUAAAUUCUCAAGAGGUGGAUCUAGAUACCUUCCGUCUUCAACAGAUGCUUCUACAGGGUACACUGGAGUCCAAAGGUCUUCCACUCCAAGGUACAGAACAGAGAAGUUAAUACCAGUUCCUGUGGACACUGGCUACUCCACUGUUGGUUACACUGGAUCCAGUCAGGAGCCCUCGUACUUUACCAGAGAAUAUCUCCUGGAGUCGCCUGUUACAAAGACUUAUGAUGCUGAAUACCAGUAUCUGUCACCGGUCACCACACCACAAACGCCCGCCACUCAGCCAACAAGGAAGGUGAUCAGAAAGAAACUCCAACGUAAGAUCUCAACCACUCUGCGACCGACGGACCCUCCCGUACCUUCUUCUACUCCCGUACCACGACGAGUGCCAUCGAAACAACCUUUCGAGAAGAUUCCCAAAGGACCAAAGAAGACUUACAGGCCCAUCGCAAACUACGACUACUAUGACGACAGCGAUGAAAAGGUUGCCGUCAAAUAUGUUGAAGGAACCAAGAUCGUGAUGAGAGAAGAUGGUCGCAUCGAGUGUCUGGACAUCGGUAACUUCCCUCACCCGAAAUCUUGCAAGAAAUUCAUCUCAUGCGCUCGCAUUGAGAAUGGUUCAUUGCUCGGCUGGGAAUACAUCUGUCCUAAAGGAUUGAGCUUCGAUCCCGUUGGAGGAAUUUGUAACUGGUCGGCAGGACUUGGGUGUGAUGAGAAAGAUGUCUGAAAGAAGAUGAUGGAAAGUAGAAAAAAUGAAUUAGGAACGAAUUGAUAAAUUAAACGUUUAGUUGCGUUCAAGAAAUUUGAUUUUUUAUAGGGACUGUCAAAACAUGUUCUGAUUUUAAAUUAUUUCUUUUCUCGAGGACACUCUUACAAGUUUGAAUAGGGUCUUUUGAAAUGUCCUAAAAAGUUCUACAUACCUACAUAUUUAAUGCGUGUAAAUAAAAAUUUAGAUUGUAACUUAAUUUCUCAGCCUUCUUAUUAUUUCACUUUUCAAUCUAUAUUAUAUAUUUUAUACAUUAAUGUAUUUUGUUAAUGGUCACAAUAAUAUGUCAAAAAUUUGUAAAAAUCAAUGUGAUACUAUAUUCUGUAAUGAUGACUGAACGAAUAUAAAUUAAAUUUUUUAAUA